UAUCAAAGUCUGGUGUCGUGGCAACUAUUUCUUGUCUUACUUCAGUAACGAGAACAUAAGGUUUUAAAAAAAAUAUUUAAUGAUAAUAUAUUAAAUAUAUUUUAUAUCAAUAAAGAUGACAUUUGCUGGAAAGGUUGUAUUAAUAACGGGAGCUAGUUCUGGCAUUGGUGCAGCAACUGCUGUGCAUUUCUCACAGCUCGGUGCAUUAUUGUCAUUAACAGGUCGUAAUUUACAAAGAUUGAAUGAAGUAGCUGAACAAUGUAAGUCUAAUAAACCAUUAGUUAUAACUGGAGAAUUAAAUAAUGAAAAGGAUGUUGAAAAUAUUGUGAAAUCUACCAUUAAACAUUAUGGUAAACUGGAUGUCCUGGUUAAUAAUGCUGGUAUAUUAGAAAAUGGAAGCAUAGAAAGUACUUCAUUAGAACAAUAUGACAGAGUUUUCAACACAAAUGUACGUUCAAUAUAUCAUUUAACAAUACUAGCUGUCCCACAUAUUGUUGAAACUAAAGGUAAUAUUGUGAAUGUAUCAAGUGUUGCUGGAUUAAGGUCCUUCCCAGGAGUUUUAGCAUACUGUAUGAGUAAAUCAGCACUUGAUCAAUUCACACGAUGUGUGGCUCUCGAACUUGCACCAAAACAAGUAAGGGUUAAUGCUGUGAAUCCUGGUGUAAUAGUAACAAGACUUCAUAAAACUAGUGGAAUGUCAGAAGAAGAAUUGAAAGCAUUUUUUGCUAGGAGCAAAGAUACCCAUGCACUUGGCAGAUCAGGAGAUGCUUCCGAGGUUGCAAAAGCUAUUGCAUACUUGGCAAGUGACGAAGCCAGUUUCGUUACUGGUGUAACAUUAUCUAUUGAUGGAGGAAGACAUGUUAUGUGCCCUCGUUAAACUAUAUUCUAUAUAUAGAAUAAGAAUUUUAUGUUUUUGUAAUUUGUCAAAGACUAUUCAACAUUUAUAUAUUAUCAGUUUAUAAAAGCAUUGUAUUGUUUUUAAGAUGUUUUUCACAUUAAAAAAAAGGUAAUGUUCUUCAAUAAAUAGUUUAAACUUUGA
Molecule: messenger RNA, 1039 nt
Organism: Frieseomelitta varia
Lineage: Eukaryota; Metazoa; Arthropoda; Insecta; Hymenoptera; Apidae
Product: 3-oxoacyl-[acyl-carrier-protein] reductase FabG-like
Exons: 4
Coding region: 116-877 (253 amino acids)
Molecular function (GO): oxidoreductase activity
Source: RefSeq, a predicted model, not a curated record